GACGCAGUUUGAGAGAGAGACGCUGUGGAGGGAGGAGGAGGAGGAGGGGAAGAGGAAGAAGAAGAAGAAGAAGGAGGAGGAGGAGGAGGAGGAUGGCAGCGGCUGUUCCCUCAUAGAAAUGACCCACAUCUCUGAGUACGGACUCACUUCACACCCAGGACACUUCUUCUGACGGAGGGUUUCAUCUCCACAACCAACAUGUCUGCUUCCGCGAUCUUCAUCCUGGACCUGAAGGGGAAGGUGCUGAUCUGCCGUAACUACAUGGGGAACAUGGACAUGAACGAGAUCGACCACUUCAUGCCCAUCCUGAUGAAGAGGGAGGAAGAGGCUGAGAUGACGCCGCUCGUCUGCCAUGGCUCCGCACACUUCAUGUGGCUCAAACAAAGCAACAUUUACCUGGUGGCGAUGACCAAGAAGAACGCCAACGCUGCUCUUGUUUACGCCUUUCUUUAUAAAAUAAUCCAGGUAUUUAAGGAGUACUUUAAAGAGCUGGAGGAGGAGAGCAUUCGUGACAACUUUGUGACGGUGUAUGAGCUGAUGGAUGAAGUGAUGGACUUCGGUUUCCCUCAGACAACAGACAGCAAAAUCCUGCAAGAGUAUAUCACCCAGCAGGGUCACAAAUUAGAGGUCGGCGCUCCUCGACCUCCGGCCACCGUCACCAACGCCGUGUCCUGGCGGUCAGAGGGCAUCAAGUACAGGAAGAACGAAGUCUUCAUGGACGUCAUUGAGUCUGUAAAUCUACUGGUGAAUGCUAACGGCGGCGUCCUGCGCAGUGAAAUAUUGGGCAGCAUAAAGCUCAAAGUGGUCCUGUCGGGGAUGCCUGAACUGAGACUGGGCCUGAAUGACAAAGUGCUGUUUGAAAUCACAGGCAGAGAGAAGAGCAAGACAGUGGAGCUGGAGGACGUGAAGUUUCACCAGUGCGUCCGUCUGUCACGUUUCGAGAACGACCGCACCAUUUCCUUCAUCCCGCCUGACGGCGAGAGCGAGCUCAUGUCGUACCGCCUUAACACAACAGUGAAGCCUCUCAUAUGGAUCGAGAGCGCGAUUGAGAAGUUCUCUCACAGCCGUGUGGAGAUCAAGGUGAAGGCUCGGAGUCAGUUUAAGAGUCGCUCCACUGCCAACAACGUGUCCAUUAUGGUGCCAGUGCCCAGUGAUGCGGACUCUCCCAAGUUCAAGACCAGCACAGGCAGCGCCAAGUGGGUUCCCGAGAAGAACGUGGUGCAGUGGAACAUCAAGUCUUUCGCGGGUGGUAAGGAGUACAUUAUGCGGGCACACUUUGGGCUGCCCAGCGUGGACAGUGAGGAGCUGGAGGGGAAGAGACCGAUCACAGUUAACUUUGAGAUCCCUUAUUUCACUGUGUCUGGAAUUCAGGUGCGAUACCUGAAGAUCAUAGAGAAGAGCGGUUACCAGGCGUUACCGUGGGUGCGCUACAUCACACAAAGUGGAGAUUACCAGCUCCGGACAAACUAAAGGGCACAGAUGCUGCUAGACGAAUGGAUCUCUCCUCUUCCUCUUCUUCCUCCUCCUCUCCUUUCCUCUGUUUCUCCACCUCCCAUCACUAAUGAACAGCAGAGGACAAGUGCAGGAGGACAUUUUUACCCACUCUGAGUGGAAACAAGGCAUCAUCCCUUCCGGCUAAGAUGGGAACGGCUGUUGUGUCACCUCUGACCUGUGAUUUUGUUUUUUUUUAAAGGUUCCUCAGGACUUGAAUAUUUAAAAAUGUGAAUAAUGAACUGAUAACCUGGUGUUGCUGUCUGGUUCUGGCAAGCUCUCAUUUCCCAUGAGGUUCAUUUGCAGAAGAAGUUCAUUGUUUCAAAUAUCCAAUUGAGUGAAACUUUAUUUUAACUUCUCUGCUUUUCACACUGGAACUAUAAUGGAUCAUUGUCAGUUUUCAUUUUUCAAAGGGCCAAGGUUGCAGAUCAUGAUUAGCUUUUUUUGAAUUAUUUUAUUAAUUUGUUAAAUCAAAAUUUUGCCAUGUUGUCAAAAACAGCAUUUUAGAAACUUCUCUAUCCUUCAGUAUCUUUAAUUAGAAGGGUUUUUAUUUCUUCUGUCCACUUUUACAUGAACUCUGCGGUUAAUCUUCAUCCCUCGCACUUUUCUGGAACCUCUCUGCUAUACGUUCAUUGCCUUAAAGAAUUGCUAAUGUAUCUUUACCUUUAGCACUGUGAACAUAAUCCCCAGUGCACUGAAACUAACACCAGCGACCAGAUCAAUGAUUAAUAAGGCACAAUAUUGUCGGAGGCGUUGGCAGUGUAACAUUAUAUUGUCCACACUGUCCCGUGGGGCCUGUAACCUCGUCCUUGUGUUCGAAAUCAUCUCGCUGCUUUGAGGCAGAGACUGAAAGAGCGCAGACAUUUUUAUUCAUCUUGUUAACUGUUGUUUAUAUCAUACUGGGCGGUCUCCUAAAGAAAUUGCGUUGAAGGGCAAGAAAGUGGGGUUCAGGAGGCCGGAGAGCACAGAGGUAAAAUAACCUGAGGGGAUUUGUGUCUCUGCAGAAUCUCAGAAUAUUGACAAUAUGUUGAGCUGACUCUUUAUUUUUCUUUGAUAUGUCGACCUUUGAAGGCCAAUAUUCUUCUUCAGAGCAGUUUGUGGUGUAACUCACUCCCUCUGUUGUGCAUGCAUCGCACCGCCUCGGUUCAGCUGCGCUGCCAAAAGCUCCUGAGAGAGUCCUGAGUCAUUUUAUUGCAUCACUGCUAUCCAGAACAAAACCCUCGGAUUAUAAUCAGCCCGUUGUCUCGUGUCAGGGGAUAUUUCAGACACCAGUGAGGAUUUGUGUUAAAUGUGUGUUUUCAGUAAUUUAUCGACUGUUUGUCCAUAGGAAGAAAAAAAAAGGGAUAUAUUUGGAAAUAAACUAUUUACUAUAAACUUUUGUAUCUUA
This is a messenger RNA of Paralichthys olivaceus (Japanese flounder), 2878 nucleotides long. RefSeq names its product adaptor related protein complex 1 subunit mu 3 (gene ap1m3). The record is from RefSeq and is a predicted model, not a curated record. Gene Ontology annotation, molecular function: clathrin-cargo adaptor activity. Lineage: Eukaryota; Metazoa; Chordata; Actinopteri; Pleuronectiformes; Paralichthyidae. Gene Ontology annotation, cellular component: clathrin adaptor complex; clathrin-coated vesicle. Gene Ontology annotation, biological process: intracellular protein transport; vesicle-mediated transport.